This is a messenger RNA of Tribolium castaneum (red flour beetle), 1342 nucleotides long. RefSeq names its product wurstfest (gene fest). The transcript is spliced from 4 exons. Lineage: Eukaryota; Metazoa; Arthropoda; Insecta; Coleoptera; Tenebrionidae. The coding region runs from base 116 to 1147 and encodes 343 amino acids. The record is from RefSeq and is a predicted model, not a curated record.
AGCCACGUGUAAUGUCAAUUUUUGAAAAACGCAGUGUGCGUUUUAAAUCAGUUGUUAAAUAUAAACAAGUUUAGUUUUUUUAUGUUUUUCUUUGAGAAAUCUCUUCCAAAAAAUAAUGAAUAAACUUUAUAAACCCAAAGUAACAUUUUCAGAUAGUUUAACAAAAAUAUCGAAAAAUGUCCGUCGGGAGAUUCGCCCUCGUAGUCGCAGUGUCUAUACCACAAGUUCGUACAUUAGCGAUGACCUGGGAACCCCCCGCGAUCUCAAAUACGAGAAUCCAUCGUCAUGGUCGCCUUACGUACCCAAACCCAUCGUGGUUAAAAACUAUUACCCCGAUGACUUGAACAGCGAGACAUGGGCGGAUGAUGGAGGCUACAUGGGUGGCACUACCAUCACACCGCAUGGUGUUAUCUCGUUGAGACUGCACGACCGGAUUCGAGUCGAUAUUUCACUCGAUCGAGCGAUUCGAAUUAUUAAUAUGAAGAAUUAUAUUGUUUUGGCAUUAAAUGCGAGCGGAAGUUCCUCUGCUUUGAUUCAUCCCAAUGGAAGGGUACUGCAAUAUGGGUCAAGGGUCGAGAUUUUAGCCCAUGAUGGACAAGGCAAUAACAAAUAUGCAAAAAUGUGGUACAAAGGAGUGAGUUUUACGAGUGAUCAAUGUGCCCUCGUCUAUUUGGUGGAUUCUGCCGGAACACGCACGACCACUGAUACGUUUACUGAUUUAACUGGCGAUAUCACACUUGAUGUUUUCUACAAUCGGCCAAAUUGUGGCCUAGAUUUUGCCUGUGUUACGCCUGGCACUCAUCUGGUGAAUGAAGCUGUUAGUGUUCUUCAGUCAGCCAAUUACUGGUUAACUGAAGACAGAACCGAUAAUUGGAUCAUCAACAAUGUGCGAAUCUCGCAAACGGCCGAUGGUCUAGUUAGGGUGGGGCGUAAUAGUAACAAGUUCUCGCUACGUACCUCCCCCACAAAUGGGUCCGCCUCUGUCUCCUCCCCUUAUCUCCAUUGCACCGGUUCAAUGGGUCAGACACGACAUUUGUUUGUGAGGCGUGGAGAACGUCGUAUGCACUACGAUGGAACCACUUUUAUCGUACGAAAUGCUGGCCAUUCAGCCGGAUUCGACGAAAGACACCAGUUGAAAGUUUAUUGAAUUUUUUGUGGGGGUGCAUGGGGGGCAAAUCAAGUGUUUGAAUUUUUUUUAUACAAAAAGUGAAAGCAACGACCAAAAAAAGUGCAAUUUUUCUUCAAAUAGUGUUACACUGCAUUUCGUAAUGAAUGAUUUUUUUAAGAUACAUUUAGCCAUAAUUCAUGUCGAAGUUUGGCAAAUAAAUGGUUUGAUGGUCAA